GCAGCAGUUGAGCCACAUCACCGCGAAGCAUGACAUGACGAACGUCUUCGCGUCAGUGGAUCAUCCCUACAUCGACGCUGCAGUGGACAAGAUAUGCUUCCCUGGCGAUUGCGCGAUCAUGAAAGGCAGACAUCGUCGAGCAGCAUGUGUGACCAGCGACGGUAUCGACACCCAGGGCUACCAGAACACUGUGGGCUCAUUCAUUGGUGAUGCCGACGCUGCGAUAAAGUUCCGCGUGUCUUUCAUGCCGCCCACUGCUGCUUGGAAUGUUGCACUUACUAUUGGUGCGAGCGCCUCGAUGAUUGCGGGGUGGGAGUUCACUGGGGCCAACGUAGACCCUGGCGUUCGCAAGUGCGCCGACGACCUGACCGAGACUCACAUGUGUGGCGACGCGCAGAUGGCGGCCUACGAAGUUCAGAACUCCGACCUGAUAUUGAACGACAAGCCGAGCAUGAUUGGUAUUCACGUGCCCUACAUUAUCGUAAG
Molecule: messenger RNA, 486 nt
Organism: Prorocentrum cordatum
Lineage: Eukaryota; Dinophyceae; Prorocentrales; Prorocentraceae
Source: the annotation of a GenBank genome assembly